CUUGCGUUUGUGUUCCUCAAUUCUGAACGUCAUAUCAGAAAGUUCAACACGCAAACGCAUGGGCCGGUUCUUUGUUUUGGUUUGUAAAUUCGUGGUCCUCAGGCAGCAGCACGUCGUGCAUGGCUCUAUUUAUGAAAUAGUCGCAGCACAACGAUGUCCAACUUUUUUAAACGGCAACCGGCCGUCAGCAUCAAGGGUUCACGCGCUUCGCUUCACAGUGGCCAGCCCAUCGUUUCCUCCGGAAAUCCCUCGCUGGAUCAUGUUUUUGGGGGAGGUUUCCCGAUAGGAUCGGUGAUUGCCAUCGAGGAAGAUAAAUUUGCGAACUAUUCGAGGGUGCUGACAAAAUAUUUUCUCGCUGAGGGAAUAGUCAAUGACCAUGCCAUAUUUCUCGCGAGCCUUGAGGAGGAUCCCAUGGAAAUGAUGAAGAAGCUCCCGACGCCUGUUGAUCCAUCGGAGCAGGAAAAACCAACGAAAGAUAAACAAACACCGGAAGAAAUGCGAAUAGCUUUCAGGUACAACAACCUAUCGAUGGUGGAUCUGGAACAGAAGCCAAGCACCCAACUGGGUCAUUUUUUCGAUCUUUCGAAACAAAUCUCUGAAUCAGAACUCAAAAAGGCAGACAUGGCCAUUUGGGAUGGACGUCAGACUACAAUAAGCGAUGGUAGGAAUUUCUCAAACGACAAAUUUCAAUCGCUUCUAGAUAGUAUUUUAGAAAAGGCAAAACCCUUUCACGUAGACAACAAAGCGGAAGGCAAGGAACGUAAUCUUCUAAGAAUUUGUCUCAACUCCAUCGGAUCACCCCUUUGGUAUGACACAAAUUUCGCCCAAGAUCUGCUUCGGUUUCUUACGCUGCUCAAAGCGAUAGUUCGACAGCAUCUAUGUACUUGUCUGAUAACCCUACCGACACACCUAUUCCAACAUCUGGACCAGCCCGGUCUUCAAGAAAGAUUAAUCAACCUUACAGAUUAUUGCAUUGGGUUGGAAUCAUUCGCUGGUUCGGAAAAGGAGACCAACCCGAUGUUUAAAGAAUACCACGGCCUUUUGAAUGUGGUCAAAAUAUCCGCUAUGAAUUCCCUGGCGGCAUUUGUUCCGGAAACCCUAGAUUUGGCGUUCAAGCUUCGUCGGAGGAAGUUUGUCAUCGAGAAGCUUCAUUUGCCACCGGAACUGGGCGAAGACGAUGGACAGGGCGGGAAAAGCGAGCGGCUGAUCCAAACGAUGAGUUGUUCCGGGGGAGGCGUCAAGAGCAAGCUGGAGUUUUGAGCGAUGGUAAGCAAAUAAAUUUUUGUUAAAAAAUG
Molecule: messenger RNA, 1295 nt
Organism: Uranotaenia lowii
Lineage: Eukaryota; Metazoa; Arthropoda; Insecta; Diptera; Culicidae
Gene: Elp4
Product: elongator complex protein 4
Exons: 4
Coding region: 154-1260 (368 amino acids)
Biological process (GO): tRNA wobble uridine modification
Cellular component (GO): elongator holoenzyme complex; cytoplasm; transcription elongation factor complex
Source: RefSeq, a predicted model, not a curated record